AUGUUUCAAGCAUUCCAACCUCCAUGUAUUUUUGAAACUGCUCCAAUUUUCAAUCCUUUUUUUAAUGACAGAAUAGUUGAACAAGAAAGAUUCAGAAGAUAUUGUCAUCAACAAAAGGCUGAAAAUACUGAACUGAAAUAUGAUAUUAUUCAAAAAUCUGACAAUAAAUUGAUUUUAUCAUUAUAUGCUAAUAUACCAGAAGAUGUUUAUAAAAGAGAAUUAGUUGAACAAUUGACAGCAAUUGAAGCUGAAUUAAAUAAACCAGGUUAUAAGGUAGUUCAAGAUUUAUUUGGUAACCAGUACCUUGUUGAACAAAAUUUAAAUGAAUUUGAAUUAAGGCGUGAAGCUAUGAAUACAUUGGAUAUUAAUUCUGUAAACAAAAAAGCUGCUAAAAUAGCGUUCAAGAAUUUUAAAAUUGAGUUGAAUAAUUUAGGUAAUGAAAUACAUGUUGCUAAUGAAAAUUUAGGUAUUUCCAAAGUAUUCUCUAUUCCAAAUAUCGAAGAUAUCAAUGUUUCUGAUUUGAGUACUGUUGAUGGCAAUCACCGUUUUGAUAAAUUAGCUGUUUUGAAAAUUGAAAUUUCCUUAAAAAAUGAAUCAGUCGAAACUCAAAAACUAUCUACCUUUUCUAUUCCUAUUCUAGGAAGGGAUGAAGAAUUAAGUUUGGAUAAGUUAAUUGCUUGGUCACAUAAGAAAGCACAAGAAUUGACUGAUGAAACCACCAUCUCUAAGAAAAAGGAAGACGUUAAAGUUCAAGGUGAAAAUGACGAACGCCAAAAAAGAAUUUGUGAAAAGAAAGCAUAUAUGAUUGAAAAACAGAAGAUCAAGAAAGAAUUAAAGAAACAAGAUGAAAUAAAAAGACAACAAGAACUUCAAAGACAACAAGAAUUGAAGAAACAAGAACUUCAAAGACAACAAGAAUUGAAGGAACAAGAAGAGCUUCGCAAGUUAGAAUUGAAGAAGCAAGAGGAGUUGAAAAGACAAGAACAAUUGCGUCGCCAGGAAGAAUUAAGACGACAAGAGAUAGAAAGGAAAGAACAACAAAGAAGAGAGUUGUUAAGACAGCAAGAAUUGAAGUUAGCUGAAUUGAAAAGAAAACAAGAAGCUGAACUCAAGGAAUUAGAAAGACAACAGAGACUUCAAAGAGAGGCAUUGAAACUACAGAAAGAAGAAGAAGCUCGUCUAAAUGAAGAAAAGAGACAAAUUGACCUUGAGAAGCAAAGGGAGAUGCUAAAUGAAAUGUUUAAAAAUGAUGCUCCAAGGAAAACAUUAACUGUAGAUGAAUCUGUCCUAGAAUCUGAUGAUGAAUUAACAACUACACUCUCAAAUGCUUCUGAAAGUAAAAGAAGAAGCUCAUCGACCCCUUCAUUAGAAGAUAUUGAAGAUGAAGAAGAUAACCGUUACAGGGAGUCUUUAAAAAGGUCUCCUUCUGGAAAUGUACUUCUAGAAGAUAUAUAA
Molecule: messenger RNA, 1455 nt
Organism: Vanderwaltozyma polyspora DSM 70294
Lineage: Eukaryota; Fungi; Ascomycota; Saccharomycetes; Saccharomycetales; Saccharomycetaceae
Gene: BTN2
Product: Btn2p
Exons: 1
Coding region: 1-1455 (484 amino acids)
Source: RefSeq, a predicted model, not a curated record